CCAGAGUGGGUAGUCGAAGCUCGUGUCGCUGUCAGUGCGCGGAGUCACACGGUUUUGCCGGUAACGUCCUGACGCUCAUGGUUUGGAGCGUUCAGUGAAUUUGAUGAAGACCACCUGUAUGCUCAUCCCACGGACUGAAAGCAACGAUCCUGAUGUGAAGGAGGCGCAGAUCCAGAACGAAACUACUUUCUUGACAGCUCUUGAUAUCACCCGUUUCAAGUGUCACCGAAAAACUGUCAGAAGACUUGCGCCAUGCCCUGCAUUCAGGCUCAGUAUGGAUCAUCACCUCAAGGAGCCAGUCCUGCAUCCCAGAGUUACAGCUGUCACACCGCGGGAGAAUACAGCUGCGACUUCUUAACACCUGAGUUUGUUAAGUUUAGCAUGGACUUAACCAACACCGAGAUCACAGCAACGACGUCUCUGCCGAGUUUCAGUACGUUCAUGGACAACUAUACCACAAGCUACGACGUUAAACCGCCCUGUCUGUAUCAAAUGCCACAUUCUGGAGAACAGUCCUCCAUCAAGGUGGAGGAAGUCCAGAUGCACAGCUACCAUCAGCAGAGCCACCUGCCGCACCAGUCGGAAGAAAUGAUGGCUCACUCCGGGCCUAUGUACUUCAAACCAUCCUCGCCUCACGCCCCGAGUACACCAAACUUCCAAGUCCAGCCUAAUAACAUGUGGGAGGAUCCUGGCUCUCUGCACAGUUUCCAUCAGAACUAUGUUGCGUCUCAUAUGAUGGACCAGCGCAAGAACCCGGUGUCGAGGCUUUCGCUCUUCUCCUUCAAGCAGUCCCCUCCUGGCACUCCAGUUUCCAGCUGUCAGAUGCGCUUCGACGGCCCGCUGCACGUCUCCAUGAAUCACGACAACCCGGCUGCGCACCGCGGCCUGGACAGCCAGAACUUCGCGCUGCCCAGCGCCAUCAGGAAACAGGCUGGCCUGGCUUUCCCUCACUCCCUUCAGCUCGGCCACGGGCACCAGCUGGUGGACAGCCAAGUGCCAUCGCCCCCGUCCCGAGGAUCUCCGUCAAACGAGGGUCUGUGCGCAGUAUGUGGGGACAACGCAGCCUGCCAGCAUUAUGGAGUGAGAACCUGCGAGGGUUGCAAAGGAUUUUUCAAGCGCACCGUGCAGAAAAACGCAAAGUAUGUGUGUUUAGCGAACAAAAACUGUCCUGUUGACAAACGCCGAAGAAACCGUUGCCAGUUCUGUCGCUUCCAGAAGUGCCUUGUCGUCGGAAUGGUGAGAGAAGUUGUCCGGACGGAUAAUCUGAAAGGUCGAAGAGGACGUUUACCAUCUAAACCCAAAAGCCCCCAGGAGCCCUCCCCACCCUCACCGCCGGUCAGCCUCAUAAGCGCGCUGGUUCGGGCCCAUGUGGACUCCAACCCCUCCAUGUCCGCUUUGGACUACUCCAGAUUCCAGGCGAACCCUGACUACCAAUUGACUGGAGACAACACGCAACACAUCCAGCAGUUCUAUGAUCUCCUGACGGGCUCCAUGGAGAUCAUCCGGGGAUGGGCGGAGAAGAUUCCAGGCUUUUCUGAUUUACCGAAGCAAGACCAAGAGCUGCUCUUCGAGUCAGCAUUCCUAGAGCUUUUUGUCCUGCGCUUGGCUUACAGGUCCAACCCUGUGGAAGGCAAACUUAUUUUUUGUAACGGAGUCGUGUUGCACAGGCUACAGUGCGUCCGUGGAUUUGGCGAGUGGGUGGACGCCAUCGUGGAGUUUUCUUCCAACUUGCACAGCAUGAACAUCGACAUCUCCGCGUUCAGCUGCAUAGCGGCGCUGGCCAUGGUAACAGAGCGACACGGCCUGAAGGAGCCGAAGCGAGUGGAGGAUCUCCAAAACAAGAUUGUCAACUGCCUCAAAGAUCAAGUGACAUUCAAUGGCGGCGGACUGAAUCGUCCCAACUACUUGUCAAAACUGUUGGGAAAGCUCCCAGAACUGCGCACACUGUGUACCCAAGGUCUGCAGCGUAUCUUUUACUUAAAACUCGAAGAUUUAGUCCCUCCACCAGCAAUAAUCGACAAGCUUUUCCUCGACACCCUACCUUUCUGAGUGACACCUCAAAGAACUUUUUAAAAAAGAGAGAGACUUUAUGAGUCACACUUUUGACAUUAUUUCUGCAAAUCCUGUAUCCUAUUAUUAUUAUUAGCAGAAAAAAAAAGAUAAAAAUAGUUUUGAGUGCCAAAUGAAUCCAAAUGAAUCUGAUUGGCUCCACUGAUUCAGCACUGUAAUAUAUUCCAUUUAUAAAUAAACACACAAAACGCUGUAUAUUAUAAUAGAUUACGCGAUGCUUCCAUUGCAUCAAUUUAUAACACGUGUAUAAAGUUUGUUAUAAUGAUUUUUUUUUUGACUCGUGCCUAUAUGUGUUUCUCACAGGAUCCCAGAAAAGACAACGCAUGUUGUAGUUUCUUUUUUAUAGGCACUUGCUGAGGUGAUGUCUAUAUAUAAUAUAUUACCGGACACUAUGUAGUCUGCUAGAUUUGAUACAGAUUCGUAGUAAUGGCACUCCUUUUCUGUAUGACGCAUAUGUGGAAAAAUGUCACCUGUACAGGAAGUGAAGGACCCAUGGUGUUUGUACAACUUGUCACACAUUCCUUGUUUGUAUGUGCUGUAAGUAAUUGUUGCUGUUGAAUAUAAACGUUUCUAUAUAUUUAUUAUUUCUAUUGCCAAGAGCUACACUAAGCAUGGUGCAAUUU
Molecule: messenger RNA, 2693 nt
Organism: Thalassophryne amazonica
Lineage: Eukaryota; Metazoa; Chordata; Actinopteri; Batrachoidiformes; Batrachoididae
Gene: nr4a2a
Product: nuclear receptor subfamily 4, group A, member 2a
Exons: 8
Coding region: 253-2049 (598 amino acids)
Biological process (GO): regulation of transcription by RNA polymerase II; central nervous system neuron differentiation; dopaminergic neuron differentiation
Cellular component (GO): nucleus; transcription regulator complex
Molecular function (GO): nuclear receptor activity; zinc ion binding; RNA polymerase II cis-regulatory region sequence-specific DNA binding
Source: RefSeq, a predicted model, not a curated record